This is a messenger RNA of Lampris incognitus (smalleye Pacific opah), 1671 nucleotides long. Its product is annotated as class I histocompatibility antigen, F10 alpha chain-like. The transcript is spliced from 8 exons. The record is from RefSeq and is a predicted model, not a curated record. NCBI's taxonomy places the organism in Eukaryota, Metazoa, Chordata, Actinopteri, Lampriformes, Lampridae. Bases 85 to 1161 code for a protein of 358 amino acids. Gene Ontology annotation, biological process: immune response. Gene Ontology annotation, cellular component: external side of plasma membrane.
UGGAGGAACAACGUCGAGGAGAGAAGCGUCCGUCGUCUCUUCUUUUAUUUGGUUUUAACAAAUCCACUUGGUACAAGAAACAAGAUGAAAGUGGUUAUUUUGCUGCUCGUCUUUUGUCCUUUAGCAUCUUCAGUGAUCCACUCCCUGAAGUACUUCCUCACUGCAUCCUCCCACGUGCAAAACUUCCCAGAGUUUGUGGUUGUUGGGAUGGUUGAUGGUCUUCAGAUGGUUCAUUAUGACAGCAACACUCAGAGAGCAGUACCCAAACAAGACUGGAUGGACCAGGUCACAACAGGUGACCCACAGUACUGGGAGACGGAGACUGGAAAUAUGAUGAGUCACCAGCAGGGCUUCAAAACCAACAUUGAGAUUGUGAAGCAGCGCUUCAAUCAAACUGGAGGCGUCCACAUGGUUCAGUUCAUGAGUGGCUGUGAGUGGGACGAUGAGACUGGAGACAUUAAUGGAUAUCAUCAGCAUGGUUAUGAUGGAGAAGACUUCAUCGCUCUGGACCUGAAGACAGAGACAUGGGUCGCUCCGACAUCACAGGCUCUCAUCACCAAACUGAGAUGGGAUCUAGACAAAGCUGACUUAGCUUACAGGAAGAACUACUACACCCAUGUGUGUGUUGACUGGCUGAAGAAGUAUCUGCAGUAUGGGAGCAACAGUCUCCAGAGGACAGUCCCUCCCUCAGUGUCUCUGCUCCAGAGGUCUCCCUCCUCUCCAGUCACCUGCCAUGCUACAGGUUUCUACCCUGACAGAAUCGUGAUGUUCUGGAGGAGAGAGGAAGAGGAGGUCCAUGAGGAGGAGAAGCAUGGUGAGCUCCUCCCCAACCACGAUGGAACCUUCCAGAGGAGCGUUCAACUCCUCGUUGACCUUUCAUCAAUGAAGUCUGAGGAGUGGCAGAAGUACCACUGUGUGGUUCAGCUUUCUGGGAUGAAGGAUGACAUCAUCAUCAAACUGGACCCAUCACAGAUCAAGACCAACUGGAAAGAUCCUGCCGCGAACAUGCCCAUCAUCAUUGGAGUGCUUGUUGCUGUCAUCAUCAUCAUGGCAGCCAUUGGCGUGGCUUGGUACAUGAAGAAGAAAGCCAAGCGCCCUCCACCUUCUCCUGACAGCAGCUCUGAUCUCUCUCAGCAGCUGAACCCCGAUGCUUCACACUGAACUAAGUCUGUGGACACGUUGGGGAAUCAAGCAGACUUCAGUGCAUAACUCGGGAACGUGUCAGUUAAAAAUCAUUCAUUAAUCAUAACGGGUUUAAGCGGUGUGGGGAGUUACACAUGACAUGUUGAAGGACAAAAGUCAACAAUCCAUCACAGUUGAAAACCAAUCACCUGCAGUAAAUUCUGUGUACAGACUACUUUUCCUAAUCCCCUCCACAGAUCAGCUGAUUCCAUUGCAAACGACAGAUUAAAAUAGAACACGAGUAGAGAACUGAUGGAGUAUGAAUACUCUCUACUUAGAGGAGGGGCGCACUGUUUGUUUCCAAACGAGUUCAUAAAAGCUUUGUCAACACAACGAAACCCUCCGACACCACAAGCAACAUACAGAACUGUCCUCUUCACAGUGAGAUAUUCCCCCUUUCAUUUCAUUCUUCAUGCCACCUCUCUGAUGGCUUGUUUGCAGACGACGGUUCAGAAACAUUACAUCCCAUCUUUUUUUCUACAUUUUCUU